CACUCCUUUCGCUCACCGACACCUACUAACCUGUGAAGACUUGCCAAGAAGGCCUGUGGGUUCAGCACCACAAAGUUAACCUGCUUGGCCUGUCCCCAGCCAGCUGAUUCGAGCCACAUCUCUGACAACUCUGGAACUCCUGUGUUUGCCGUGCCCUUGGACUCCCCUGUGUCAGGUGUUUCAGUGUGGUCACUGCUUGGGACGCUCAUUCAGCUGCUCCUGCAAACAGCGCCUAGUGGCUCGCUGCUCUGGUUAGUGCUCUCACAUGGUACCUGUCCAUACUUGUGUGAUUUUUGUCUUCCAGGUUCUCUGUCACCACUGAAUGGUAGCAAGAACUCUGGUGCCUGACCGAGAGGGCAUGACUCUUGCCACUGCAGGAGGGGCUUGGACAGGCCGCGGUUGUCGACAUGAAGUGAAGGAUGAAGAGGCAUCCUCGGAACAGAGCAUUUCUGUACCAGAAGCACAUGUUAGUUCUUCUAAGACAGGUUCAUCUGUUCCUGCGGCUCACCCUUGCGAUUUAUGUGGCCCUGUCUUAAAUUAUGUUUUGUGCCUGGAUGAGCAAGAAACACAGCACAGGCCGAGAUCUUACGUAUGUGAGGAAUGUGGCAGGCGGCUCUUGUUCAGUGCAAACUUUGAUCAGUACCAGCAGCAUUAUAAUGCAAAGAAAUGUUUGCGGAGGAGUGAAGGCGAGGUCUUUUUAAAGGAUGGCAGAGCUGGUGAAGAACCUCUCCUGUCAGAGGAGCCUUUGGAGUGUGGGAAGGAGCACAAGUUCCAAGCUGCUUGGAGUGGUCACCCCCAAAAGGCUACCCAUCGGAAGUGGAAUACAUCCAGGCGCACCCCGAGUAGGGAGGGCUUUCAUGUUGGCCAGAUGCAGUACAAGUGCGGUGAAUGUGGGAAGGCUUUCGGCCGCAAGGACACACUGACCCAGCACCAGAGGAUACACAGUGGAGAAAAGCCUUAUGAGUGUGGUGAGUGCGGGAAAGCCUUCAGCCGCAAAGCCACGCUUGUCCAGCACCACAGGGUCCACACUGGAGAGAGGCCUUACGAGUGCAGUGAGUGUGGGAAAGCCUUCAGUCGCAAGGACAACCUUACUCAACACAAGAGAAUCCAUACUGGAGAAAUGCCUUACAAGUGUGACUGUGGGAAGUAUUUUAGCCAUCACUCCAAUUUAAUUGUACACCAGAGAGUCCACAACGGAGCACGGCCUUACAAGUGCAGUGAGUGUGGGAAAGUCUUCAGACACAAAUCCACGCUUGUUCAGCAUGAGAGUAUUCACACUGGAGAAAAUCCUUACGUUUGCAGUGAAUGUGGGAAGUCCUUUGGCCACAAAUACACUCUUAUUAAGCAUCAGAGAAUUCACACUGAGACAAAGCCUUUUGAAUGCAUUGAUUGUGGGAAAUUCUUUAGCAGGAGCUCUGACUUUAUUGCACACCAGAGAGUUCACACUGGUGAAAGGCCUUUUGUGUGCAGUAAACGUGGGAAAGACUUCAUUAGGACCUCCCACCUUGUUCGGCAUCAGAGAGUCCACACUGGGGAAAGGCCGUAUGAGUGUAGCGAAUGUGGGAAGGCUUACAGCUUAAGCUCGCACCUAAUUCGGCACCAGAAAAUUCAUACUGCAGGAAGGCUUUAGGGGUGUUUUCAAUAUAGCAGGACACAUGUGUCAGGUGCAAAACGCCAUGUAUGUGCAUGUCUUUGCACCAGGUACGUGGAAAGCCUUUAGGGAUUGUGCUGUGCUUUCUCACCUUGGGUUCCUUACUCAAGUAAUGUUGCUAUAAAUAUCUGUGGCUGAAGCCAGUUUAACUGGAACGGCUUGGUCACUGUAGCAUCGUUGGGGCAGGGGAAACUGUUUUCUUUUCAGCACUUGGAAGGAAUCAUAAGACACUUGAGUUCAGUGGAUGUCCUCGUUCUAUGCUCCCUGACUGUACAUAGGUGGAAAUGACCCACUUCAGCCACGAGGGCCUGAGCUGUGUUCUGCUGGUAGUCUACAGAGCGGUCCUUUCUCACUUCCAGCCUCCAAGUCACCUUGUGGAAAAGCACUUGCCUUAUACUGCUGAUUUGUAACAAUAAAGGCCUUAAUAGGGCA
Messenger RNA from Ochotona princeps (American pika), 2083 nucleotides. RefSeq names its product zinc finger protein 134-like. The record is from RefSeq and is a predicted model, not a curated record. Lineage: Eukaryota; Metazoa; Chordata; Mammalia; Lagomorpha; Ochotonidae. Gene Ontology annotation, cellular component: nucleus. Gene Ontology annotation, molecular function: RNA polymerase II cis-regulatory region sequence-specific DNA binding; DNA-binding transcription factor activity, RNA polymerase II-specific. Bases 323 to 1630 code for a protein of 435 amino acids. Gene Ontology annotation, biological process: regulation of transcription by RNA polymerase II; central nervous system development. The transcript is spliced from 2 exons.